Helicoverpa armigera (cotton bollworm) is the source of this 806-nucleotide messenger RNA. Its product is annotated as prisilkin-39. Bases 71 to 793 code for a protein of 240 amino acids. The record is from RefSeq and is a predicted model, not a curated record. The transcript has 2 exons. Lineage: Eukaryota; Metazoa; Arthropoda; Insecta; Lepidoptera; Noctuidae.
AUAAAACGAUACUCGCAAAAAAAUAUCAAACACAUUUUAACGGAACACUCGAUAAACUAUUACUCGAAACAUGGCUAAUAUCAGCCUUUUGUUUUUUGCGAUCGCGAUUGCGGGAUGCAGCCCGACCCUAGCCGAAGAAACUUCAGUAAGUGAAUCUGCAACUUUAGUGCGAGUACCUCGAACAUCACAUCAGAAGAAAUUAUGCAAAAAAUACGGAAUAUGCCAGGGUUAUGGCGGAUACCAACAAUACCAGGGUGGUUACCAAGGAUACCAGGGUUACCAAGGACAACAGGGCUAUCCAGGAUAUCAGGGAUACCAACCUCCUAUAAACAUUGCUAUCAGUCAAUCUCAGUCGUCAGCCAAUGAGGGUGGAGGCGGCCACGGCAGUGGAUACUUCCCUAACAACUACCAGUAUAACCAGGGAUACCCUAACAAGGGGUAUCCUGACCAAGGUUAUAACCAGGGAUACCAGAACCAAGGUUACAACCAGGGUUACUCCAACCAACAAGGUUAUAACCAAGUCUACCCCGUUCUGGGUUACAAUCCAGGUAGCGGGUACGGUUUCAAGCCAGCUUACAAUAACGGCAAUGGAGCUUACAAUGCCCAGUUUAAUGGGAACUACUUCUCUGGUGGACCUAGUGGAGGUUACGGGUACCAAGGGCCUUUUGGGUUCAGAGAUGAUCAAGAUAAUGAAGGAGAUUAUAGUAAUAAUAAUGAAGAGAAUGAUAAUGAUUAUGGUUCUUAUGCUAGAUCGAGUGCUAGUGCUACUGCUGUAGCUGAAAGCAAAGCUUAAGUUAUUUUUGAAG